CGGACUCCCUGGCAAGACUGCGAAGAAUAAUCCAAUAAUAAAUCCACUGACAACACCGAUGUCUUGGCUGCAGGCUCUUAGGGAUGAGUUCACCCUGAGACCGUUUGAGAUUGAGCAGACACAGAGUGGCUGCAUCUCCAUGGCAUCAGGACACCAGGAUGUAACGACCAAUCAGGACCCUGCAGAGGUCAUGGAAGAGCUCUCAGGGAAGAAAAAGUCCAAGUUCCAGAUGUUUAAAAACUUCUUUGCCAGGAAAAAGAAAAAGGAGCUGCCAGCCAGUGGUGCAGACGUGGGGCUCAGAGCCAGCCAAUCAAGUGAAAAUGUCAGCAAAGCAUCUGAGAAAAACACACUCACUCGAUCAGAGAGGGAUAAGGGCUCUGGAUCAAAGAUCAGCCUGGGCAGCAAGGCCUUGUCACACGACUCUGUCUUUGUUUCGGACUCAUCAGAAGCCAACGAGCCUCUUGGGGCAUCACAGGAUAGCAUUCACGUGAAAGUGAAAUCACUACAGCUCCAGCUAAAACAAGCAAUAAGACUGGGCUCUCCACCCUCCCUCAUGUGUGUGAAGAAAACAGAAGACACAGGCACCAUGUCUGAAGAUGAUGGCCUGCCCUGUAGUCCUCCAGAAUAUAGGACACUUCAUACAGUCAUGGUUCAAAGCCACAGCCUGAAUAGCCUGGAGGGACUAGACAGUGAUGAUGACCAGCUGUCCUGUGCCGCCUCCAGUAGAGCUGUGAGCCCUCUCGUGGUUCCAGGGGACUUCAGUCAGCCGGCCAGUUCCUACGGCUGUCUGGAUAACUCUGCUGCCAAACACAAACUGGGGCUGAGGCACAAAGCUUGUUACAGGAGGAAACCUCUCAUUAGGCUGGACGUAAAAGCAGAUGGAGAAUCUGUGGUGAAACAGAUACUGAACGCUUCGAGGAAGCUCGAACAGCAUGUGACAACAGAAGUUGUACAUGGUGAUGAGCUGAAACCACAGCUACAGAGAGAAGAUGAAGAUAAUGAAGAGGGGGGGCAAACACAGCCCCUUUUAACAUAUAAGGAGGACUGUGAUAAGGGAGAGGAUGAAUCAGAACUAAAACACAUUUCUGUAGACAUGGAUUCUUCCCCUUGUCCUGACCCAUGUCUCUUAGUGGAGAAAGCACCAGACGUCCAGCCUAUUCCCUCUGACAAGCUUGGCUUGGCAGCUUCCUCUCUGGACAGUCCCAGAGCAAUGACUCCUUCUUGUGUGAGAGAGUUCUUGCCGGACCCUCCAGGUAUCCCCCAUAGAGCCGAGGAGGUGAAAAGCAACUUGUCACUAACAGGAGAAGAAGAUACAGACCAGCAAAACAGCGAAGAGGAGGUCCUUUUGUUAGAGGAGGUGCUGGACACUUUGAAAACUCCCCUUCCGUCUUCCUCGCUUGGCAAUCAUACUGAAGGAAUUGUGGUGGAACUAAAAAAAGGGGUGAAUGUAAAGGAAAGAGAAGAUGGAGAAAAAGCACAGGAGUUGAAGGAGGAGAGGGGAGAACCUGUCGUUUAUCAGGCUGAUCCUGCUGGAUCUCUCAAGCCAGAUCAGACCACCACAGAAGAGGAGGAUGUUUCCACUUUGAGCAGGAACACUCGUUCCUGUCAAGAUGUUCAAAGUGAGGCCAUGCUUAACGACAAGGAGGAAGCAGCAGAGGAGAAAGAAGAAGACUUAAUUGUGGAAAAAUUGAGUCAACAUUGUCCAGAAGAGGAAGGAGAGUAUGAGGAGGGAGAGGAAGUCCAACCGGAGGAACAGAAUGAUAUGAUUACAGAUAACAGGAUCAACCAGGCACAAGAAGAGAGAGGAGUAGAACCAGAAGAGAGCGAAGGAGGCGAGGACACAUUUAAGCUCGAGAAGUCGCCAGAGGUGGAGGAAGGGAGAAGAGAUAAUAGAAAAGAAGGCGUUGAAGAGGUGGAGGUGAAUAAAGAUACGACUGAGGAAGAUGAAACAAAAGAAGAUGAAAGGCAAGGUUCAGAAGAGGUGACAGAGGUGUUACCUGAUGCAGCCGUGGAAGAGGUUGAAAUCACCAAUGCAAUGCAGAACAUGGAUGAAGGUGAAGACAUGGUGGUUGAAGAUGAUACGGUGUUAGCCGCACAAGUCAGGAACAAGAAUGAACUCCCUUUAGAACUGGCUGAUCAGGCCAUAGUGGAUGAGAUUGAAAGCUGUGUUGAGGAAAGUGUCAUCGGGGAAGAAAGGGAAGUGGAAGGGGACCACUUAAAACCAAACGCAGAAGUCAAAGAGGAAGAUGUUGAACCGAACAAACCUGGUUCAGAUCCCACUGAACAAGAUGUAGAGCAGGAAGGUGUUAAGGUAUCCACUAAAAACAUGAUGCAAAUGGAACAUGAAAAAACUGAAGCCGCAGAGCAGUCUCAGACUUUCUCGAAGGCUUCUUUUUCCUUUCCAGAGCCGCAGCAUGAGACACAGUCCCAAGAGAGUGGAACCAGCACUACCAGUAACACAGGCAGAACCAUGCUCCACAUCCAUCGUCUUUCACCAAGCUCAGAGGAAACUAGCGACUGUAAACAGGAUUCUGAAGUACCUUCUUGUGCUACAGCAUUUCCAAAAAAAGAACCAGAUGACACUGUGAAAAAAGUCAAAGAAGAAACACCUUUGUCUCCGCAUGAUGUUGCUCCACCUGCAGCUUCUGAGGAGGAAACAGUCAAAAAGCCAUCCAGUGGUUCCUAUCAGACCAAAUUUCACUUCCCAUCACUCUCUGUAGAAGGUGCCAAAGACAAUUUAACUCCUCCCUCCUCUGCAUCUGUCUGCGCCCCCGCGGCUCCUGCAAGCACAGAACCGGUCCCGGCCUUAUUAAAGGGAAACAACAACAAUCCAUUUGGAGUGUGGUUGAGAAAGACGCCAGUGCUGCACCGCUUUAGUUCAGAGGAGCAAAAUUCACAGCAUUCCUUUGAGGCCCCAGCUCAGCCUUACAGCAGUCAAACUGACUUGACACAGCCAAUCAGUGCAAAGCCACCAAGCAACAAACCAGCGCUCCCCAAGAAACCAGACCUACAUGGAGACCGAGGAGCAAAAAUCAAGCACAUCUCAGACCCAGCUUCCACUCCUGGUGUUUCUAGUGAACCUGAUUCCCCAAGCUGGAUCUCUGUGGCCAUACAGAAACAGAAGAUUUAUAAAGACAACUCCCUGAACGAGACUACAGUCAAGAAGGAGGAACCAGAGAUGAAGAAUUCAAACAACAGCAAAACUGCCGAGUCCACCGACAAAGAGAUGAAUAACCCUAUAGAAUCUGUUGACAAGGAGGUACGGAGGGCUGUCUCGCCUUCAGCUCUGAUGUCACCUCAGCCGUCUAAAUCCCAGUCGUAUGGUCUGUCCAAUCCUGUCCACCUGAAACCCCAUGUUCCUGUCACCUUCAACAAGCUACCCCAAAGUUCCUUUUCAGCCCCUUCUCAGGUUCAUGUUCACCAAAAAUCUGUUCCUUGUGCUAGCCUACCACCACUCUCCAAUGUUUCUACCUAUUCCAAGACGCCCGACCCCAUGGGCUCAACACUUAUCUCCCCUCCUUUUUCAUCAAGAAAUGCCCCAGAAAAGUCUAGUUCAAGAGCUUCAGGGCUCUCGAACCAGAUCCCUUCCUCCCAUCGCUUCCUGCCUCCUCCGGCAUUCACACAGGACGAGCCACCUUGGAUGGCCUUGGCAAAGAAAAAGGCCAAAGCAUGGAGCGAGAUGCCCCAGAUUGUCCAGUGACAAGCGAAAAGGCUCAAGAGGGGUUGGUCUUAUUGUGUGGCUGGACCAGUAUACAUUUGCACACAAAGAGUUGUUUUUCUGUUUUACUUAUCUUCUAAUUUUUUUCACCUUUGUUGUUUUAGAAACAAUCUGUUCCACAUUAAAGAGGCUCAGUUAAACUCUUCCUUAAUAUUGCACAGUCAUACUUUUCAAAACGACAGGGUAGGACCAAAUAAUGUUGUGUCUUUUUGAAGUGGAUGAUUUUUAUAAAAGUCUUUGUAAGUUAUAAAGUGCCUUAAUGUGAAAAGAAACUUGUAGUCUCGCAGACGUAAAUGUUGUGUUUUUCAUGGAGUCAAUCGCAGAUUCCACCUGGUAUCAAUGAGCAUUUCAGGUAAGCAAUAAAGCAGACUUAUAAAGAGGAUUCUUUCAUUACAGGAAGUGGUUAUAAAAUAAACAUAAACUGACCAAUGAUUCUCCGGAUGAAUAAAAACCCUUUCUCUUA
Labrus bergylta (ballan wrasse) is the source of this 4181-nucleotide messenger RNA. RefSeq lists its product as uncharacterized. The record is from RefSeq and is a predicted model, not a curated record. NCBI's taxonomy places the organism in Eukaryota, Metazoa, Chordata, Actinopteri, Labriformes, Labridae.